This is a messenger RNA of Triticum dicoccoides, 697 nucleotides long. RefSeq lists its product as uncharacterized. The record is from RefSeq and is a predicted model, not a curated record. The coding region runs from base 226 to 636 and encodes 136 amino acids. Lineage: Eukaryota; Viridiplantae; Streptophyta; Magnoliopsida; Poales; Poaceae. The transcript has 2 exons.
GCAGGGUCUCCUUCAUCGCCAUCGGCCGCCGGUGCAAAGCCAGACGGCUUCCUCCAGCAGCGACGAAGGCGAGGGAGGGAGAUGAGAUGCGCCUGGCGGCUAGGUUUGGGAGAGCCGCCCAAGUCGCCCGAUGCGGGGGACGACACGGGGACGUGCUAAUACCGCACUUUCGGGGCUUGGACGCUUGGGCAAGCAGGCGUCGUGGUCCGGAUCCCGCGCCGCCUCAUGCUGGCCGAGGUCCUCCGGCAGGUCGGCGGCUCGCCGCCGGCGUACGCCACGCAGUGGCUGUCGGACGGGUACCUGGCCACCGUGCAGACCACGGUCCCCCUGCGGUGCCACCCUUGGUGCAGGACCGUGCUGCGGGUGGCCGGAGCCGUGGCCCGCGACGUGUGCGCCGCGGAGGAGGGUGCCGCCGACGCGCUGAUCCGCCUGAUGAGGAGCAGGCACGGCGUGCAGACCGACGACGCGAACUGGUCCCCGGCGGCGAGCAGGGCGCCGCGCCGUGCCGAUACGCGCUGGUUCGCCGGGAGGGCGGCCGUUGUGAACGUUGGGGCGUACGGUGGAUUCGCUUCGCCGUGGUGCCGUUCGUACGACGCAGUUCGUCUCGGUCGGGGUGUUGGCGUAUCCGUGUGGUGAUGUGUGGUCGUGUGUGAUGUGUGUGUGUUUAUGAAUAAAAAAUAGUAUGAAUAAUGUUAGU